AGCGUUAAAUAGCGGAUGAACCAGAAACCUCCACAGAUCACAGAGUAUUCCAGAGGAUUUAUUACAGAUCUGAGAUCAUCACGGUGAUCUGUUACACCAGAAUUAAUUUAGAUUAACCGGGUCUGAGUGAGAAGCGAGUCGCUGAAGCAGAAACUGAGGAAAUGGAUCAGAUGAAGCGGAUAGAAGCGGCCGUGCUGAGGGGAUUCCUGUCUGAAGCUGACACAUCCGAGUGGAAACAGGGGCUGUUCAAGGGUGCAGAUGGAGGGCCGUUACUGCAGAGCGUGUUGGAUGCAGAUUUCGAGGCGGUGUUACUCAGUGCGCCGGUGCUGGAGCUGCUGGGUGGAGAGGCGGAGCAGGACGAGAACAUGGAGACGUUCCUGCAGAGACGAAUCACCGCCUACCUGAGUCACACCGAGCAGGAAGUGAAGAAGGACAGGGAAGUGGCUAUGUUGGCGUUGGCGGUUUCGUGUCUGCAUCUCUUUGUCCAGUCAAACUGGACCGGUCCUCCGUUUGUCCUCCACGUGUCGGAUCUGCUGCCUGCAGCGCUGCUGGACAAAGAGGUCGGACCCUCUCUGGUGUUAGAUGGUGAGUGUGUGUACAGUUUGGUGUCGAACCCUCUGCUGCUACUCAUCACCAGAGUUCUGCUGGUCAGCUGUUCUGAGAAGAUGGAACAUCUACAGCUGUUACCCUGGUGGACGUUACGAUACAUUGGUGUACAUCAGCAGAUCCUGGAGGAGAAAUCACCACAACUCUUCAACCUGGCACAGAGCUGCAUCCACAGAGUCGAGGAUGUUCUGAGCGGUGAGACCUUGAGGAACCUGAGCAUGCUGUUCCACCUGGAGUGCAGCUACACCUGCCUGACCUACUACGAGUACCUCAGAGCUAAAGAACAUCUCCAGAAAGCUCGAGAUCUCUCGGGACUGGACAUCAACAUGACGGGUGCGCUGGGAAAGAGAACCCGGUUCCAGGAGAACUUCCUGGCUCAGCUCAUCCUGGAUGUGAAGUGGAAAAACAGCGGUGUGGUUCCAGACAGAGGCGUCUCACCCGCCCCCACUCCUAAAGAACUCCUGCCCAAGGAUCAUCAGUUGAAUGAUGACACUGUACUGAAUCAGAUCAGUUUGGCUGAACCGUCUGACCACGAGGUUCCGGAUCUGAGUGCAGAAGAGCAGGCGCUCAUCCUCGGGGUGUGCACCGACUUCCAGAAGAACAAUCCGGUCCACAAACUGAACAACGAGGAGCUUCUGGCCUUUACUACAUGUUUGCUGAACCAGCCGAAGUUCUGGGCGGUGGAGGUGACGGCGCUCUGCCUCAGGACCAAACUGGAACGAUCGAGUUCACGCAGGGUGGAGCGCGCCAUGAUGCAGACCCAGACGUUGGUGGAUUUCUUUCAGGAGAAGCUCUGUCCUGUGGGGGAGCGUCUGAAGAUCUUCUACGGCUGUCCGGCUCCGCCCCACUGGGAACUGCAGAGGCAGUUAGCCAGUUUGCUAACAGAUUUGGGAUUAACCAGCUCCGCCCUGCUCAUCUACGAGAGACUGGAACUGUGGGAAGAUGCUGUUAUCUGUCUGGAGCGCAUCGGCCAACACGGCAAGGCGGAGGAGAUCCUGAGGCGGGAGCUGGAGAAGAAGGAGACGCCGUCCCUGCUCUGUCUCCUGGGGGACGUGCUGAGGGACCCGCAGUAUUACGACCGCGCCUGGGAGCUCUCCAAACACCGCAGCGCCCGGGCACAGAGGUCCCGCGCCCUCCACCACCUCCGAAACAAGGAGUUCCAGGAGUGUGUGGACUGCUUCGAGCGCUCGCUCCGCAUCAAUCCCAUGCAGUUAGGGGUGUGGUUCUCUCUGGGGUGUGCCUACUUUGCGCUGGAGGGUUAUGAGGGAGCCGCUAAAGCCUUCCAGAGGUGCGUGGCGCUGGAGCCGGACAACUCAGAGGCUUGGAACAACCUCUCCACCGCCCUCAUCAAACUGAGGAACAAGGAGAAGGCCUUCCGGACCCUGCAGGAGGCGCUGAAGUGUAACUACGAGCGCUGGCAGAUCUGGGAGAACUUCAUCGCCGUCUGUGUGGACCUGGGCGAGUUCGGCGAGGCCAUCAGAGCGUACCAUCGUCUCCUGGACCUGAAGGACAAGUACAAGGACGUGGAGGUUCUCGAGAUCCUCGUCAGGGCGGUGGUGGAGAACCUCCCCGAUCACCGCGGUGACCAGGGGGCCAAUCACAGAGCCAAACUGCAGGAGCUGUUCGGCCGAGUGUCUGCUAACUGCAGCACUGACGCCCAAAUAUGGAAGCAGUACGCCCGACUGUACGGCGACGGCCAGAGUGCCAACAAGGAGGAUAACGAGAAGGCGCUCCACUUCCUGUCUAAAGCUCAUCGGUGUGAGACUCAGAGAGCCGGAUGGGAAAAAGAUACGAGCAGCUUCAGAGACGUGAUGAAGGGAGCCGUGGACAUGGCUGCUGUGUCGCUGAGGUGCAGCAGGGAGAAAUCCAACCCACAGGAGGCGCUGCAGGUCCUCUCCUCAGCUCGGCUCAGCCUGAAAAGUUUAUCCAGCAAAGCAAAGCAACUUUACCCCGACGUAGCGACGGGGGAGGUUCACCACGAGCUCCGGAACGACGUCGCCGAACUCGAGCAGCUAAUCACGGAGAUACAAGACCUGAGCGCGGAGCUACGCAGCCAAUCAGAGCGGUCCUGAUCACAACCGAUCAAUAAAACCAAUAAAUCUGUACCGUGAGUGAUGUGUGUGUUAUUUAGCAUCACGCUAAUACAGGAAUUCAUUAUCGUGCCUUGUUAACCUUACAAUGCCCUAGUAAGCUAAGCUAAUAAUAAUAAUUUGUAAUAAAUAAUUUUUAUGACACA
This is a messenger RNA of Trichomycterus rosablanca, 2842 nucleotides long. RefSeq names its product tetratricopeptide repeat domain 27 (gene ttc27). Lineage: Eukaryota; Metazoa; Chordata; Actinopteri; Siluriformes; Trichomycteridae. The transcript has 20 exons. The record is from RefSeq and is a predicted model, not a curated record. Bases 162 to 2678 code for a protein of 838 amino acids. Gene Ontology annotation, molecular function: protein binding.